UGGUGCACAACUGCAUUUUGAUAUUUUUUUGUGUGUUUCCAUCCCAUGGAAAGGUAAAUGGAAACGGAGCAGGCAAAGGAAUUCAUUCAUCAGAAAUAUAUUUCUGUAUCGUCGUUGGUUCGUGGCGAACAGUAAUACUAGGCAGCAAAAGUGUAAGGACAACAUCGAAAAACAAGAAAAACUAUGCAAACUACUGUGGCCAGCAGCAACGCAGGAAACACUGGCAACAACACUAGCGGGGGCAUCAACAGCACGGCGCACCAGACGACCGGCGGAAGCAGUGGCAAAGGGAUCAGCGGAAUUUCGGCACUGACGACCAAAACGAAGGAAAUGUUUAUUCUACGGGCACUGGAAAAGAUUCUCAGCGACAAAGACAUCAAACGGUCGCAUCACCUUCAGCUGAAGCGGGCCUGCGAUGUGGCACUCGAAGACAUCAAGGAAGAGCUGAAACAGGCUGGUCAUGCGGAUUCCAAUGGCGAAACACCGGUACCAUCGGCCGCGCUUCCGCUGCCAAAGAACGACUCCGGGAACAUUAUCAAUGCGGAAAAGUAUUUCCUCCCGUUUGAGCUCGCAUGUCAAAGCCGCACGCCCCGUAUCGUCGUGACCGCGCUCGAUUGCCUGCAGAAGCUGAUCGCAUACGGGCAUCUGACCGGCAACAUUCCCGAUUCGUCCAAUCCGGGCAAGUUUCUGAUCGAUCGUAUCGUGACGACGAUCUGCAACUGCUUUAUGGGCCCGCAGACGGACGAAGGUGUGCAACUGCAGAUUAUCAAAGCGCUGCUAACGGUCGUCACUUCGCAGCACGUGGAAGUGCACGAGGGCACGGUACUGCAGGGGGUGCGGACAUGCUACGACAUCUAUCUGUCGAGCAAGAACCUCAUCAACCAAACGACGGCCCGGGCGACGCUGACGCAGAUGCUGAACGUGAUCUUUACGCGGAUGGAAAAUCAAGCGUUUGAGGCACUGGCCGCUAGUCAAAACCAGUCCGCGGCACUGCAAACAUCCCUGGCAUCGCCGACCGGCGUGACGGCCAGUAGUGCGGCGAUGGUGGACGAUUCAUCGACACCAACGACGAAACCGGUGGUUGCGGGAGAAAAACAUCCCGAUUAUGAUGCCAUGCGAGCGAUCGUGGAGGAAAUCGUGGAUAGUGUGAUCGCUCAAGCGGCAUCGAGUGUUUCGGAGGAGACAGCCGUCAGUCCAACGACCCCGGUGGCCAACAAUGAGGCCAGCGAGACGGUUAGUAUCGGAGGGAUAUCGAACGGUGGUACCGAUUCCACCUCGAUCGCACGCGUCCCAUCGCAGGAGAGCAUGGAGGUGACGAGCGAGAACGAUAGCAUCGUGACGGCCAAGUUCACCCACAUCCUGCAAAAGGAUGCCUUCCUGGUGUUCCGUGCGCUCUGCAAACUCUCCAUGAAACCGCUCCCCGAGGGCCAUCCGGACCCGAAGUCGCACGAGUUGCGCUCGAAGAUUCUCUCGCUGCAUCUUCUGCUGUCGAUUCUGCAGAAUGCCGGUCCAGUGUUUCGCUCGAACGAAAUGUUCAUCAUGGCCAUCAAGCAGUAUCUGUGCGUGGCCCUCUCGAAGAACGGCGGUAGCGCGGUGCCUGAAGUUUUCGAACUGUCCCUUUCGAUCUUUGUCGCACUGCUGUCCAACUUCAAGAUCCACCUGAAGAAACAGAUCGAAGUGUUUUUCAAGGAGAUUUUCCUCAACAUCCUCGAGGCGCCCAGCUCGUCGUUCGAGCACAAGUGGAUGGUCAUUCAGGCGCUGACGCGUAUCUGUGCGGACGCGCAAAGUGUGGUAGACAUUUACGUCAACUACGAUUGUGAUUUUUCCGCUGCCAAUCUGUUCGAGCGGCUAGUGAACGACCUCUCGAAGAUCGGCCAAGGUCGGCAGGCGCUCGAGCUCGGCACGUCGGUCAAUCAGGAAAAAUCGAUGCGCAUCCGGGGGCUCGAGUGUCUGGUGUCGAUCCUCAAGUGUAUGGUCGAGUGGAGCAAGGAUCUUUACGUGAACCCGAACUCACAGACCACGCUCGGUGAUCCUCCCGGUGGAGGUGGUGGUGGUGGUGGUGGUACUGGGGGAAAAAGUGGUGGAUUGAAUGUGAGCGGAACGUCGAUCGUCGAAGAGACGACGCAAGAGAUGGUGAUGAAAUCGCAUGGAGGAUCCAGUGUGAGUAUCAACUCGCUCGGUAGUACCAACACGUCCGGCGGUGGAGGAAAUCGGGAAGUUCUGGACCUACCCGAGGAGCUGGAGGAGCGCAAGCAGCGGAAGGAGGUGAUGGAGACGGGCAUCGAAAUGUUUAACCGUAAGCCGAAGAAGGGCAUCGCGUUUCUACAGGAGCGUGGGUUGCUCGGGACGACGGUUGAGGACGUGGCGCGUUGGCUCCACGAAGACGAGCGGCUGGACAAGACGCAGAUCGGUGACUAUCUGGGAGAAAACGACGAACAAAGCCGGGCGGUGAUGUGUGGCUACAUCGACGCGAUGAACUUUGCCGAGCUGGACAUUGUGGCGGCCCUGCGGUACUUCUUGGAAGGAUUCCGGUUACCGGGCGAAGCGCAAAAGAUCGAUCGGUUGAUGGAAAAGUUUGCGUCGCGCUACUGCGACUGCAAUCCGAACAACACGCUGUUUGCCAGCGCUGACACGGUGUAUGUGCUGGCGUUCUCUGUGAUAAUGCUAACGACGGACCUGCAUUCGCCACAGGUAAAGCACAAGAUGACCAAGGAGCAGUAUAUCAAGAUGAACCGGGGCAUCAGCGACAACAAGGAUCUGCCGGAGGAGUACCUGUCGCAGAUCUACGACGAGAUCGCCGGGCACGAGAUCAAGAUGAAGAACACGGUAGCGAACAAACCGGCCGGCAAGCAGAUCAUCGUCAAUGAGAAGAAGCGAAAGUUGCUGUGGAACCUCGAGAUGGAGGCCCUCUCGACGACGGCAAAGAACCUGAUGGAGUCGGUGUCCCACGUGAAGGCUUCGUUUACGUCCGCCAAGCAUCUGGAGCAUGUUCGGCCGAUGUUUAAAAUGGCCUGGACAUCGUUCCUGGCCGCGUUCUCCGUUGGGCUGCAGGACUGUGACGAUCCGGAGAUCGCUUCCCUGUGCCUCGAUGGCAUCCGGUGUGCGGUGCGCAUCGCGUGCAUCUUCCACAUGAGUCUCGAGCGGGACGCGUACGUGCAGGCGCUGGCACGGUUCACGCUGCUCACGGCCAACUCGCCCAUCAACGAGAUGAAGGCGAAGAACAUCGACACGAUCAAAACGCUCAUCAUGGUGGCGCACACCGACGGGAACUAUCUCGGUUCGAGCUGGUUAGAUAUCGUGAAGUGCAUCUCACAUCUCGAACUGGCCCAACUAAUCGGCACCGGAGUGCGGCCCGAGUUCCUCUCGGGGCCGGCAUCGCAUCGCGACACGCUCGAUCCAUCGGCAAAGGAACACAUUGGGGAAACGAGCUCGCAGAGUAUCGUGGUGGCGGUGGAUCGAAUCUUCACCGGCUCAAUCCGGCUGGAUGGUGACGCGAUCGUGGACUUUGUCAAAGCCCUCUGUCAGGUGUCGCUGGACGAACUGACGCGACCGCAGCCACGCAUGUUUUCUCUCCAGAAGAUCGUCGAAAUAUCGUACUACAAUAUGGGUCGUAUUCGUUUGCAAUGGUCCCGCAUCUGGCAGAUUCUGGGCGAGCACUUUAACGCCGUCGGGUGCAACACGAACGAGGAGAUCGCCUUCUUUGCGCUCGACUCGCUACGCCAGCUGUCGAUGAAGUUCAUCGAGAAGGGCGAGUUCACGAACUUCCGCUUCCAGAAGGACUUCUUGCGACCGUUCGAGCACAUCAUGAAGAAGAACAAUUCGCCCGCGAUCCGCGACAUGGUAGUGCGGUGCGUCGCGCAGAUGGUAAACUCGCAGGCACACAACAUCAAAUCGGGCUGGAAGAACAUAUUCUCCGUGUUCCAUUUGGCGGCGGGCGAUCACGACGAAGCCAUCGUGGAGCUCGCCUUCCUGACGACGGGCAAAAUCAUCACCGAGCUCUACCGCUCGCAGUUUCCCAUCAUGAUCGACUCGUUCCAGGAUGCGGUCAAGUGCCUGUCGGAGUUUGCGUGCAAUGCGCGCUUCCCGGACACGAGCAUGGAAGCGAUUCGGCUCGUGCGGACGUGUGCCCUGUGCGUGAAUGAGUCGCCGCAGCUGUUCGCCGAGCACGCGGGCAUGGAGAACGACGUUUCGGUGCCGGAGGAGGAUCGCGUGUGGGUACGCGGUUGGUUCCCGAUGCUGUUCUCGCUCUCCUGUGUCGUCAACCGGUGCAAGCUGGACGUGCGAACCCGCGGGCUGACCGUGCUGUUCGAGAUUGUGAAAACGCACGGCGACGCAUAUCGGGCGAACUGGUGGCGGGAUCUGUUCAACGUGCUGUUCCGCAUCUUCGACAACAUGAAGCUGCCCGAGCAUCAGACGGAGAAAGCGGAAUGGAUGACGACGACGUGUAAUCACGCGCUGUACGCCAUCAUCGACGUAUUUACGCAGUACUUCGACAUGCUCGGACCGAUGCUGCUGGCCGACCUGUACUGUCAGCUGCACUGGUGCGUACAGCAGAACAACGAGCAGCUGGCCCGGUCCGGCACGAACUGUCUGGAGAAUCUGGUCAUUUCGAACGGGCUGAAGUUCGGCGAGGACACGUGGGAUAAGACGUGCCAGUGUAUGCUGGACAUCUUCAACAGCACGCUGCCGAGAGAGUUGCUCACCUGGAAGCCGGAUCCGUUGCCUCAAUCGAUCGCCACACCCGGCGGUGGACAACAACCUUCGGUGGUGCGGGGGAAUCACGAGAACGGUGAUCUGCCACGGCAUGGCAUUCUGAAGCGGUCCGGUUCGCAGCAUUCCGUGCACACCCAGGACCACCCGCAUCAUGGGGAAAGUACCGCAAACACAUCGGUGCUUUUCUCCAACCUGCUGAUUAAGUGCGUCGUGCAGCUCGAGCUGAUCCAAACGAUCGACAACAUCGUGUUUUUCCCCGCGACCUCGCGCAAGGAGGACGCCGAAACGCUCGCCCAGGCGACGGCCGAGCUUAGCUCGAUCUCCAGCCACCCGUCGGGUGGACACCCAUCGUACCCUUCGUCCCUCUCGGGCGAAGAGUGUCAGCGGGAGGAGCAGGGCAUGUACAGCUAUCUGAAUACGCCCCACCUGCUCCAGCUCGUGGACUGCCUGCUCCAGAGCCACCGAUUCGCGAAGCAGUUCAACUCAAACAACGACCAGCGUACGGUUCUGUGGAAGGCCGGUUUUAAGGGCUCGCUGAAACCGAAUCUGCUCAAGCAGGAAACCCAAUCGCUCGCCUGCGUGCUGCGGAUACUGUUCAAGAUGUACAGUGACGAGAGCCGGCGGCGGGACUGGCAGGACAUCGAAAGCCGGUUGAUUGGCGUUUGUACGGAGGCGUUGGACUACUUCUUGUCGCUACCGAGCGAACCGCACCGGGACGCCUGGACGUCACUGCUGCUGCUGGUGAUGACGCGAUUACUCAAGAUGUCCGAUGCGAGAUUUGCCGCUCACAUCACCAGCUACUACGUGUUUCUGUGCGAUCUGACGUGCGUCGAUCUGAAACCGGAGCUGAGGACGGUCUUACGUCGUGUGUUCUUGCGCAUCAGCCCCGUGUUUGGAAUCUCGAAUGCCAAUGGCAACGGUGCCAGUACCACCAUCCCUCUAGCAGCUACCUAGUAUCGGCGGUACGAUCCAAUCUCCCUCGCCACCAGCACCAGCAGCAGGAUGCGUUACUUGCAACAGCAGCAGCGACACAUGCUGUACUACCCCGCAUCCCAUCCCCAGCAGUUGAUGCGGGCUGCGACGUUUACCACCUGCCACUGUCAGCAUUGGCGAACGCUGGCCCUCGGCACCGGCAGUGGGCACCUUCGUUCCUUCCCGUCCUCACCGGAGCGACAGCGAAGCCGAACGAUGACGGCGUCGAACCCGCACCAUCGGCGCUCGUCCGUUUCCAAUGCUGUUUUCGGUCACUCGAGCGGACGGAAUGGUAGCAGAGCCACUAGCAAUAGAAGCAUAAAAUACGUCACCACUACCUCUAGCAGUAGCAGCAACACUAGUAACCGUUUGUUAGCACCAACAACACCACGAAUUUCAUCGCUAGUUCCUUCCUUUGCACGACGUUUUCCUGCUUCUACUUCCGUGGGGGCACCUUCUGCUGCGAUAGAAAAUGUUACUGCUAAAGCUGCUGGGACCGGUGGCCGCCUGUCUUGGAACGCGGGCAAACGUAGGUUGUAGAUCAAAGAUUGGUUAGGAUAGCUGCUUCGUUUGUUUUACCGUUUUACAACAGGCAGUCAUCCUGUUCAUCCUCGUUUUUUCUUUACGAUCACAACAGCCUUGGAUGUUCUGUUACUUUUCGUUAAAGUUUUUCCACUUUUACCUCUUUGACUCUGUCACCAUCCACUAAAACCAGGGGGACGCAACCACUACUAGAGAGGCUUGGGAGAUGUUAAAAAAAACGCUUCAUGUAAAUAGAGAAUUUAAGUUUCUUGUACGAAUAACAGUAGAGAUUGCACGUGUUGCUUGGAUUGAAGUCGGCACAUAAUUCAAAUCACAUUGUCACAAAAUUGUUAACGAAGGGAGGGUGAUUGAGGGAAGGUAGAAUAAUGUCGAUAGGAUGUGCAAACAAAAAAACAUUCGACAAAAUAUCCACGCGAAAGAGUCUGGUAGGGUAGGGGCAGCAUCAAAUUUGCGUGUGUGAUAAUAAAAUCCAUGGAAAAGAGGAAUGCAACAAAAGCAAAGCGCAAUUGAUCUGCAUAUGACUAAUAUUUAACCCGCGUCCACAAAAAUAAUCAACAAGGGAUUCCCUGUGAUCAGGGACGUCUAAAAGAAAGUUUUUCUAGCCUACUUGUAUCCGAACUCUUUAGUGAAAUAGUACCGAGGCAUGGGAUAUCCUCAAGAAGUGCAAGGUUCAAUGCGAGAUUUCCCUAAUUUAUGCGCUUGCUCGUAUUAGGUUCAAACCGGGGUAGGCAAUUGCAAGCCGUGAUACAUACAAAGCAGAGCGGAUGGACUUCGUAUAUUAAGUCUGGUCCGGAGUAGUAAAAGGGUUGUUUCGAAGUGUGGCAGUCCCUACAACGGUAUGUAAGAGCGUGCACGUGAGGAAGAGGUGAUAAAUUAAUCAUUUAUUUGUUAUCUAUAUAGGAACCUAUCGGAGGAGAAACACAGUAUAUAUAGCGUAUAUACUAAUCUGCAUACGAUUUAAAAUAAAAUAUCGUUAAGUCUA
Anopheles coustani is the source of this 7210-nucleotide messenger RNA. RefSeq names its product brefeldin A-inhibited guanine nucleotide-exchange protein 2 (gene Sec71). Bases 184 to 5667 code for a protein of 1827 amino acids. The transcript has 3 exons. Gene Ontology annotation, biological process: regulation of ARF protein signal transduction. Gene Ontology annotation, molecular function: guanyl-nucleotide exchange factor activity. Lineage: Eukaryota; Metazoa; Arthropoda; Insecta; Diptera; Culicidae. The record is from RefSeq and is a predicted model, not a curated record.